Messenger RNA from Phalaenopsis equestris, 942 nucleotides. RefSeq names its product EPIDERMAL PATTERNING FACTOR-like protein 4. Gene Ontology annotation, biological process: stomatal complex development; guard cell differentiation. The transcript is spliced from 3 exons. Lineage: Eukaryota; Viridiplantae; Streptophyta; Magnoliopsida; Asparagales; Orchidaceae. Bases 368 to 730 code for a protein of 120 amino acids. The record is from RefSeq and is a predicted model, not a curated record.
AGGUUAUUUCCUUUCCAGCUUACCACAGAUGCAGAGAAAUCGAGUUAGGCGAAGGACCCUGUAAAGCAACUUAGAGAGAGACAGACGUAGAAAGAGUCUCUGUGUGCUCCAGUGAGUGAGAGUGAGACAGAUAUCCAAAUCCAUUUUUAAUCCUAAGCUUCUCUUGAUGCCUCAUCCACAAUGGCUUCUCACCGAGAUCUGGAACCUGACGCUCCGCUAGCUCUGACAGACAUUAAAACCAUAGUUUGAGAUCUGCAAUUCCUGCAUCUAUCCCAUCUCAUCUCCUCCUCGUUCUUCUUCUUCUUCUUCUUCUUCUUCUUCUUCUUCUUCUUCUUGUCAACCAUUUUAAGACCUUUCAUCAGCUCGGAUGGAACGCAUCAGAAGAGGAAGAACAAGAGGCGGAUCAUUGCCAAUGACCACUCUGCUGUUCUGCACUUAUCUCUGUUUUUUCUCCACUUCUGCUCUGUUCUCAAGCAACUCCCAUGGCGAUUCUCCUUCAGGCCGAGGAAGAAGCUCAAGAACAGCAACCUUCAUCGAGGGAAAAGAGACGGAGAUGAGCGGCCCAGAAGGCGGGCCGGGUUCCUAUCCUCCGCGGUGCACGUCAAAGUGCGGUGACUGCAGCCCGUGCUACCCGGUCCACGUGCCCGUCCCUCCGGGCAUCCCCGUGAUAGCUGAAUACUACCCCGAGGCAUGGCGAUGCAAGUGUGGCAAUAAGCUCUUCAUGCCUUAAUCCUCACCCUCAUCCGUUUACCAGGUUAGUGAUUGCAUGCAUGUUUGGGAAGAUUGUCUCCGCAUGCAUGUUUGUAUAAAGAGAGGGCAGGAUAGAAUAUCUGCCUUCUUGUAGAGCUUAAGAAAAUGUAGAAAUGCAUUACUUUUUCUUUAUUAUUUUCAUUAUUGAACAUCAUUAAUAUUAAGUUAUUGAGUAUAUUGUAGUUAAAAAAA